This is a messenger RNA of Daldinia childiae, 1374 nucleotides long. Its product is annotated as Beta-lactamase-like protein 2. Gene Ontology annotation, biological process: secondary metabolite biosynthetic process. The record is from RefSeq and is a predicted model, not a curated record. The transcript has 6 exons. Bases 1 to 1374 code for a protein of 457 amino acids. NCBI's taxonomy places the organism in Eukaryota, Fungi, Ascomycota, Sordariomycetes, Xylariales, Hypoxylaceae.
AUGGCACUCGGUACCUUGUAUAUUCAUCAUCCAAGCGCGCGGACACCCGCCAUCUUGGCCAUUGCCAAAGAAUAUGGAAUCGAGCUGGAAAUCGUCCACGCGGAUACGCAUGGCGGGGAGAACUAUGACAAGCUGAUCAAGUUCAACUCACUAGCUCAAAUUCCCGUAUUCGUUGGUCCGGAUGGGUUUGUCCUCACGGAAUGUAUUCCGAUUGCUUUGUAUAUUACUGGCCAGAGCGAUACCACAACUCUUCUUGGCUCCAACCGUAGAGAGUACUAUCAGAUCAUCCAAUGGAUGUCCAUGAUAAACUCCGAGAUGGUCCCCAACAUUGGUGGCGUCGUGCUGCCUUUGCUUGGUCGGCAACCGUCCGUGCGUCAGAAUAGUGAGGACUGCCUGCGCCGUUUUCACAUUGGCUGCAAGCGCCUCGACACCCACCUUCAGAAGAAUCGAUAUCUUGUCGGAGACCAGACAGAAAAGAAGAAGGGCGUAGGGGGGUAUCGACAAAUCAACAAGAGCCUCAACAUCUGCGCGUUCGACAGCUAUCUAAACUCACAGCAAGCUACUUUGCCCGAGUUAGCAGAUGUAGAGCAAAUCAGUCCCCGUGUCAUCCGCGUACUAGGCCAGAACCCCGGAAAGUUCACUCUUCAGGGGACAAAUACGUGGAUUAUCGGCACAGGCGAAAAGAGAUUGAUCAUCGAUACCGGCCAGGGCAUUCCUGCUUGGGCUGAUUUGAUCGAGUCCACCCUAUCUGACAUGGGCUUCUCCUUCUCCCACGUCUUGCUCACUCAUUGGCACGGCGACCACACGCAGGGAGUGCCCGAUCUUCUACGGCUUUAUCCAUAUUUACACGACUCCAUCUACAAGAACUCUCCAGGGAAGGGGCAGCAGCCUAUUUCCGAUGGCCAGAUCUUCAAGGUUGAGGGCGCCACAAAGAGAAUGCGAUGCUCACCGGCGAUAAUGUCCUCGGGCAUGGGAGUAGCGCGGUCGAGGGAACUGGGGACGUACAUGGCAACCCUUGACAAGAUGCGGUCUCACGGGUGCAUAACCGGCUACCCGGCCCACGGCGUCGUUAUCGAGAACCUACAAACCAGGAUCACAGGGGAGCUUGCUCAGAAGCUACGGCGCGAGAUACAGGUGCUCAAGGUGCUGAACGAGCUCAAGUGCCAGACUAUCGAGGGGAGGCGAGGGGGCGUCGCCACAUUAUCGGUGAUGGAGAUUGUGGUGAUGAUUCAUGGCGACGCUUUAGACGAAGAGGUUGCUAAGCUGGCGUUAGAACCUUUCAUAGAGGAAGUUCUGCGCAAGUUGACCGACGAUGGAAAAGUGGCUUUUCAGAUAAAGGGCGGGCGGCAGAAACGGUGGUUCAGUAUUGAAUAG